AUGUACGCAACAACAGUCUACGUUAUUUCAAUUGGGUGUGUUUUCUUACUAUGGGUGUUCUUCACGGCUGGGCUCGCCACUGUCCUGAGUGUCUACAAAGCCUUCAUCUCCACCGCAUACAAUCACCUAGCACGCCAGACUCCCCAGCUGCUAAGAGGGAACACCAACGUCACUCGCACAGAGGCCCUCCUAUAUCUUGUGUAUAUCAUCGGGAAUAUUAUCGCCGUCUUCGUUGAAGACCUUACCCGCAAGGGAAUACAGAGCCGAGCUGGAUUUCUCGCUUUGAUUAAUAUGGCCCCUUUGGUCUUGGUCGGAAGACCUAACAGCCUUGUCAACAGCUACAUGAUUUCCCAGCGCACACAGGAGCGCCUGCAUACUGUGAUAGGGUACAUGGUGCUCGUACAAUCCGUAAUACACACCGCUAUUGGUAUCUCCAUGAACCAGAACCAAAGAAGUUUCACGGGGUAUCUUGCGGUGGGCGGUAUCACUUUUCUCUGCGUCUUCAUGGCCAAGUUUUGUCGUAGCCUGGCGUUCGAGGCAUUUCGUGCGCUGCAUGUGCUUGUGGCGCUUCUAGUUCUUGUCAGCUUGAGCCUACAUGUGCAGAUCACUCGUAUUCCGCUUCUCCGCACCGGCCCCAGCAUCUGCGUAUUUGUGAUAGUCGCUCUCUGGGCAGCGCUCAUUGUUUUUCGAGUGGUUAGGUCUAUCUUUAGCAGUCUCGGGGCACGUGCCUACGUCAUCGGCCACGAAAAGGAUGAUGGAAUUGUCCAGAUAGUUGUCGACUUCAGAAAUCCCUGGUUCAAGUUUCAACCGGGCCAAUUUAUGUAUAUCACGAUCCCUUCAAUUAGCUCUAGCGCCGUUUUGCAAUCUCAUCCAUUUCAACUAGUUUGGUGGGAUCAGCCACUUUCGAGGGCCUUCUUCCUGGUCAGGCCUGGAAAGGGCUUCACCCGCAAUCUUCUUCAUCACCGCUCUGCAUGGAUGAGUAGGGGAGAGUCUACGGAGGAUCCAAUAAUGAUGGCGACUACACUAAGGACGAUUGUCGAAGGCCCUUACGGUCUUUCUGAUCUGAAACUUGGAUCUUAUGGGACUGUCUUGAUGGUGGCCACUGGACUUGGCAUAGCCAGCCAACUUCCGUAUAUCAAGCAUCUGCUUGAUGCGCACCAUAGUCGUAGUGUUACAACCCAAAAAAUAAAGCUUUUCUGGGAGGUGCAGAUGGAAGGCCACAGACACUGGGUUUCCCGAUGGAUGGCUGAAUUGAUGAAAGCGGACCUUGAUCAUAUUUUAUCUAUAUCAAUAUUUAUUACAAAAAACGCCGACUUCUCCGGCCUUUUGAUGCAGGAAGUGACGAACCGGGUUGGCGAUAUCAUUAUCACAGUGUGCGCAAAGAACGAUACAAAACGGGACAUCAGAACGCGCAUCGGAGCAAGUUUGGGAGGCGGUGUGGUCCUCAAGGAGCUCGAUUUUGAACCUUCGGAAUAA
Messenger RNA from Morchella importuna, 1476 nucleotides. RefSeq lists its product as uncharacterized. The record is from RefSeq and is a predicted model, not a curated record. NCBI's taxonomy places the organism in Eukaryota, Fungi, Ascomycota, Pezizomycetes, Pezizales, Morchellaceae. Gene Ontology annotation, molecular function: ferric-chelate reductase activity. Gene Ontology annotation, cellular component: plasma membrane. Bases 1 to 1476 code for a protein of 491 amino acids. The transcript is spliced from 5 exons. Gene Ontology annotation, biological process: copper ion import; iron ion transport; intracellular iron ion homeostasis.